Molecule: messenger RNA, 1492 nt
Organism: Rosa rugosa (rugosa rose)
Lineage: Eukaryota; Viridiplantae; Streptophyta; Magnoliopsida; Rosales; Rosaceae
Product: RHOMBOID-like protein 5
Exons: 5
Coding region: 124-1065 (313 amino acids)
Biological process (GO): proteolysis
Cellular component (GO): membrane
Molecular function (GO): serine-type endopeptidase activity
Source: RefSeq, a predicted model, not a curated record
CCCGAACCCAGAAAAAUUCGUUCCUUGCCACCCAAGGACACCUAUCUCCCUCCCUUACAACCUGGUGCACAUUAGCAUCUUGUCGGUGCAGUGUGUACCUCUUCCUCAAUCCCCGUGGCCGAGAUGGGGAAGGGAAUGCCGUACUCCGACGUCGAAAAGGGGCCAGAAAGGGGGCAAGAGAAGAGGCGGCACAGGAGUCGACCACCUCCGCCACAAAUUUGCCCCCCACCAGAGAAGCCAUGGUUUCCGUGGCUCGUGCCAGUCAUAUUUUCGGCCAAUCUCAUCAUGUUCAUCAUCACCAUGUACAUCAACGACUGCCCGUCUCAAGAGAAUCAUCCUCGGUGCAUUUUGCCUUUCUUGAAGAGGUUCUCUUUCCAACCCUUCAAAGAAAACAUCCUCCUUGGUCCUUCUGCACUCACUCUGCAAAAGCUAGGUGCCCUUGAAAAGAACUUAGUGGUGGACGACGGAGAAGGAUGGCGCCUCUUGUCUUGCAUGUGGCUUCAUGCUGGAGUUAUUCAUCUGGUUGUUAACAUGUUAAGCCUACUAUUCAUAGGAAUCCGGCUUGAGCAGGAAUUCGGUUUCAUCAGAAUAGGACCCCUCUACGUACUUUCUGGAUUAGCUGGAAGCUUAGCAUCUACAAAUCAUGGAAAAGAAUCUAGCGUAUCAGUUGGCGCAUCUGGGGCACUUUUUGGAUUGUUGGGAGCCAUGCUAUCAGAGCUUUUUACAAACUGGACAAUCUAUACAAAGAAGUGCAUAGCGCUCCUCAUACUCGUCAGCGUCAUUGCCGUGAAUUUGGCAUUAGGUUUUCUACCUAAGGUGGACAGUUCAGCUCAUGUAGGAGGAUUCCUCGCCGGAUUUUUCUUUGGCUUUGUUCUUCUUGUUCGCCCUCAAUUUGGAUAUGUAAGCCGCAAGUACAUUCCAAGUUCCUACAAUGGCAAACUUAAAUCUAGGCACAAGUGGUAUCAAUAUGUUCUAGGAAUCACUGCUACUAUUAUCUUAGUUCUUGGAUAUACAUAUGCCUUUGGCAAGCUAUACGGUGUACCACCAAUGAAAAAUCUGCCUUGAUUUCAAGAAAUCGAGACAUUCUUGAGAGUUCACCUGCUAGUUCCUCAAGAAUUGCAGGUAUAGCACCACAAACUAUAACAACACCCGAAAAGAGAAAAAAGAAACACCGCAAACUAUACUUCCUUAUAUCAGGAAUGUCAAACAAACACAUGAAACACACACACAUAUAUCUAAAGUGAACUUAUUGCUGAUUUAUGAUUGUAUACCUGUCAAUAUUCGGAUGUAAAUGUAUGUAUAUGAUUUGCAUACAUCUCGAAAACCAGAGAACUAGAAGCUACUACAAAAUUUGAAUAUGCUUUGGCAUGGUAUACUGGAGUUCAUAUGGCUCCAUCAGAUAUAGGAAAUUAGAAUACUUGAAACAUCACUUGCAUUGAAGUUUUAUGACUCAAACGUUAUUUCAGUAUUUCUUAUUCAAAUUCUGCAAUUA